AUGCGUCUCCUCAACCUUUUUCUCCUGGCACCACUGGCGAUCGCCGCCCCACUCCAGAAACGAGCAACAGCACAAGACGUCAACAACGACAUCACAGGCAUCGAUACCGCAGUCCGCCAACUCACAGCAGCUGUCCAAGCUUACCAAGGCGGAAUCGAAGAAUCUUCUCCAAUCUUUGACGCUGCACUUGCAGUCCACGCAAUCAACCGCAAAGGUUUCGCGGACGCAAACGUUGCUCCGCGAUUCACCUCCGCAGAGUCCAAAGUCAUCGUCGACAAUGUCAGCAAUAGCGUGGGCGUGAGCAUUCCUGCUGGUGUGGAAGUUAUCAAGGCGAAGAAGCCAUUGUUCGAUGAGGCGCAGCUUUCUAGUAUGGUGAAGGCGACGAUUGAUUUGUUGAAGUUUGACCAUGAGACGUUCAGUUUGGCCGUUGGUGCGAAGUUGAGCCUUGACCAGGUUUUGCCUGGGGGUGCGGCCGCUGGGAAGAUCGAUCUUGUGUUGCAGGGCGCUUCGCUGUUUUACACUUUACCAUAA
Cercospora beticola is the source of this 531-nucleotide messenger RNA. Its product is annotated as cell wall mannoprotein 1 family protein. The record is from RefSeq and is a predicted model, not a curated record. Lineage: Eukaryota; Fungi; Ascomycota; Dothideomycetes; Mycosphaerellales; Mycosphaerellaceae. Gene Ontology annotation, cellular component: extracellular region.